Messenger RNA from Musa acuminata AAA Group (dessert banana), 765 nucleotides. Its product is annotated as mitochondrial pyruvate carrier 4. Gene Ontology annotation, biological process: pyruvate import into mitochondria. The coding region runs from base 169 to 495 and encodes 108 amino acids. Lineage: Eukaryota; Viridiplantae; Streptophyta; Magnoliopsida; Zingiberales; Musaceae. The transcript is spliced from 6 exons. The record is from RefSeq and is a predicted model, not a curated record. Gene Ontology annotation, cellular component: mitochondrial inner membrane.
UUUCCAUCAUAGCGUAGACUCCGAUCGCUUCUAAGGCUUCCAAGAAACCCAGUAGUCAUUCAACGCCCCUUGGUCUCGCUCGCGGCGUCGUCGUCUCCCGAGCAAGUCGGAAGAGGUCAGGUUGGAGAAGAAGCCUAGUAGUCAAAAACUAUAUGAUAAAAGCUUAAGAUGGCAGCAUCAAAGAUUCAAGCUCUAUGGAAUCACCCAGCGGGCCCUAAAACCAUCCAUUUUUGGGCCCCAACAUUUAAGUGGGGAAUUAGUAUCGCAAAUGUUGCAGACUUCGCUAAGCCACCUGAAAAGAUUUCUUAUCCUCAGCAAGUUGCUGUUGCUUGCACUGGUCUCAUCUGGUCACGUUACAGCACAGUUAUUACACCUAAAAACUGGAACCUCUUUAGCGUGAAUGUUGCGAUGGCUGGAACAGGCAUUUAUCAACUAUCUCGCAAGAUUCGGCACGAUUACUUCUCUGAGGUAGAAGAAGUACCAGCAAAAGAAUGAAGAAGGUUCAAAUUGACAAUGCCCAUGUGGGAGCGUCGGCGAUGAUGGAUCCUGUCUUAUGAUUUCUGUUCAAAUAAUAUGUCCUCUUUGCAUCUCAAGCACUGGGGCAUAAAACCCUGGCAUAAUUCUAUGGUGGCAACCUCUCUUUUUGUCCCAAUCUUGUUUUUUUUUUAAAUUUGGAUCUGGUUUUUCUUCCCAUCUGACAACUGCUGAAUUUUUAGCUUCUAUAACUUGACGAUACUCCUACAAACAAUAAAAAUAAAUUUGAUC